Molecule: messenger RNA, 1978 nt
Organism: Aphanomyces invadans
Lineage: Eukaryota; Oomycota; Saprolegniomycetes; Saprolegniales; Verrucalvaceae
Exons: 1
Coding region: 97-630 (177 amino acids)
Source: RefSeq, a predicted model, not a curated record
CGCAAUAUAGGGCCACUCGAUUAUACUACGCUAAAACUCAUAGUCGCUACACAGACUGAUGAGGGACGGUCGGGCUGCGUCGUCUUGGUGCGUUGAAUGUGGUCGCUUGAAGUUGCCAAAGCUUUGGGGCAGUGGAAUCAAGUCGUUUCGAGGAGACGACGGCACGCCGAGGCCGACCUUAUCGAAUUCUUCCUCCACGAACGCUGUGGUGGUGGGCUGCGCCACGCGCCUCCACCGGUCAGGACGGCAUUCCUUUGUGCUAUCUUGAUACGUAUAAGCAGAUGUGUGGGCUGGACCAUGGUCCCAUGUUCUGUACUCGUGCAGGACGAGCGGUUGCAGGUAUUGCGCAUUGGUUGUGGUCUUGGGCGGCGGCUGGUGUGGAGGGACGGGUUCCGAGUCGAUACAAAACUUGGAAAAAUCGUGGGACGUCGGUGGACUCAGCUCUUGGCUGGACAGUGUCGUCGUCGUGGACGAUCGAAACGAUCGUUUGGGCAUGUUCAGAUGAUGCUGGGCGAGAUGUUGGUGGAGAGCUGUCGACGCCGCCAUGGUGGGCUGCGGGGGUUUCACAACGUCGACGGUCGCUACGUCCUCUUCCAGCAUUCGAAUUGCCAUGUGCCCACUGCGAUCUGAUGACCGAGAGUGCCGCUGGCUGGAUCGGGGCGACGACAAUCGCGUUGGGUGCUGCUGGUCAAACGAACGAUGGGCACUUCGGUUCAUUUCUCUGUCUUGAUAGCCAGAAUGCUGAGAGCGCGUAACUCCUGGGCUGGACACGACGAGGUGCUCCGAGAUAGACCGGCCAGCGUGACGUUUUGACAUGAAAAGGCGUCGGGUCAGUGUGGACUCGUUGCUGCUCGUACUGCAUGGCAGACAAGCCCGAACGGAUUUACGCUCGACGGCGCCAAGCAUGACGGUGGUCGAGCACACGUUGCAGAUGGCCCCGGUGCAGAGCCGGCAGUGGUGUCGCCGUCGAAACAGCGUGAACGUUUUGAGGCACGUGGAGCAGUGCAGUUCGUCGCCGAAUUCGACAUGGUCGGCCACAGCCACCGACACAUCGCGGCACAUGACAGCGAUUUCGUGAACGAACGUGUACGCCAUGCGCUCCAUCCACUUUUCGCGCUUGCGAUUCCGCAUGGCACACAGGAUAAAGCUGACACGCGAUACGUCACGGUCGUGUGUUCGUUCAAUGAGAAAGCCCGAUCGAUUCAGGUUGACGCGGGUGGCCGAGGAGUACGGGACAGGAAACAGAUCGACGGCGUCCCAUAGCUGCGUCAUGAACUCGAUCGAGGCGUCGGGUGCAGUCGCCAGAUCGAGCUCGUGUCGACGGCUAUCGUAAACUUUUGUGUGGCUGAGAAAGAUAAAGUCGUGAUAUUCGGCGCCUUCCGUGCCAAACGUCAUCCAGUGCAGGUGUGCUGUGUCGUGGGGCUUGCCAACGUCUGUCGUUCCACGGUGGAUGGCUCCAAGCGUGUCGCCGCGAUGAAACCACGGCUUCCCGAUCUUCGUCAUGACCUGGUGGAAGUGAUUGCCCAAGUCGAGGGAAGCCGCAAGCGGUCCAACUUGGCUUGACGCGUUCACCGACGCUCUGACCAUGUAGUCGCCAGAUGACGAGUACCCCUGGCACAACAACACGCCAUUCUUCUCCUUGUAGUACGUCCACUGACUCGACUUGGACGACGACGACGACACGAUCGAUGUGUCUUGAUACAGAAAGUCGUGGCUCUUGACGACCGCGGCAUGCAUGAGUUUGUCGUGGACCGACGCGGGGAACCCAUUGGCGGCGAUCCCGUGUAGGCGGCGUAGGAACACGUUGGCCGCUUCGUCGGCAACGGCUGUUGGAUUGCGAGCGUGCAUCGACGACAGGGUCGGCCCGAGCAUGGCACCGUGCUGCAUGUGUCCUAGCUUGGCUCGACGCAGAGAUGGUAUAAACAACGGUGCCUCGCAGUGUGUACCUCCAAAAGUUGGGGUCCGUACCAUACAGUGC